This is a messenger RNA of Zasmidium cellare ATCC 36951, 1050 nucleotides long. RefSeq lists its product as uncharacterized. Bases 1 to 1050 code for a protein of 349 amino acids. The record is from RefSeq and is a predicted model, not a curated record. Lineage: Eukaryota; Fungi; Ascomycota; Dothideomycetes; Mycosphaerellales; Mycosphaerellaceae. The transcript has a single exon.
AUGUCUCAAAAGCCAGAGAACCCCUACAGACCCUACAACGACGUCCACAAAGACACCAAAGGCCCAGGAGAUGCCCGCCCAACCGCCCUCCAAAUCGUCAAAGACUGCAACGCCAUCGGCAAACUCCAAGGCAAAACCAUCCUAAUCACAGGCUGCACCGCAGGCCUCGGAAUCGAAACCGCCAAAGCCCUCUACGAAACCGGCGCAACCCUCUACCUCACCGGCCGCGACGUCCCCAAACUCAACAAAAUCAUCGACGACAUCGUCUCCAACGGCACCAACAAAACCAACCCCCGCCCGGAAGCCCUCGAACUACACCUCGACUCCCUCUCCGGCGUCCGCAAAGCCGCCGCAGACUUCAAAACCCGCUCCCAGCAACUCAACAUCCUCAUCUGCAACGCCGGCGUCAUGGCCUGCCCCUACACCAAAACCGCCGACGGCUUCGAACUCCAGCUCGGCACCAACCACUUCGCCCACUUCCUUCUCUUCCAGCUCCUCAAACCCGUACUCCUAAAAUCCGCCGCCGACUCGGGCACAAGCUCCCGCGUUAUCACCGUCUCCUCCGCCGGCCACCGCUACGGCGGCAUCCGCUUCGACGACAUGGACUUCUCCGACGGGAAAACCUACGAGAAAUGGACCGCGUACGGCCAGUCCAAGACCGCCAACAUCUACAUGGCGUCGUCCAUCGAGCGGCAUUACGGGUCGCAGAACCUGCACGGUCUUUCCUUGCACCCCGGCGGUAUCAAGACGGAACUCGUCCGCCAUAUGGAGCAAUCUGAACUUGACGCUAUGGGUGUUAAUGAUAGAUUCGCGAAUAUGUUCAAAUCGCCCGCUCAAGGCGCCGCGACGCAGACGUGGGCGGCUGUGUCGGAGCACUUUGAAGGCAAGAAUGGCGGUCGGUAUUUGGCUGAGUGUGCCGAGUGUGGACCCAUGGCGGACGGUGCUGAGGUUGGGGCUGAUGGGUACGGACCGCAUGUUUAUCAGCCGGAGCUGGAGGAGAAGUUGUGGAAGUUGAGUUAUGAGGCUGUGGGAUUGCCGGUGGAGGAUUAA